This is a messenger RNA of Funneliformis mosseae, 846 nucleotides long. Lineage: Eukaryota; Fungi; Glomeromycota; Glomeromycetes; Glomerales; Glomeraceae. The record is from the annotation of a GenBank genome assembly.
AUGAAUACAUUUUCUAAUCCGGCGGAAGAAUUAUGCUUAACGGAUCUAUUAGAAUACAUAGAGGAUCAUUUAUUAAAUAAUACGGAUGAAUUAUUAAAUCAUUUCGCAUUGAUUUAUAAAUUUGCAACCCAAGAUGAACAUUAUAAGGACUUUACAAAGUUACAAGAAUUUUGUUUAAAUGCGAUGGAAAGGGAACCUUCUAUCGUUUUUGAUUCUACGGAUUUCAUUAAUAUAGAUCAGGACUCUUUAAUCUCGCUACUUCAAAUGAGAUAUUUGAUUAGAAGAGAAAUUGAAUUAUGGGAUAAAAUCGUAGAGUGGUCAAUCGCCCAAGUUCCUUACCUUUCAUUAAUAAUUGAAAAUUGGUCCCCUGAAGAUUUUUCAAUAUUUGGUAAUAUCAUUUCACCUUUUAUUCCGUAUAUUAAUUUUUCUUUAAUACGACCAAAUGAAUUCGCUUCAAAGGUUAGAAUUUUUAGAAGAUCUUUUGGAGAUGAAUGCUACGCAAAAUUAUUGGAAUUACAUUUGUCUCAAUUGGACAUUGUAACUGCAACGCUCUUUCAAUCAUCGCAGGAUAUUAAUUCAACCUUGAUUACACCCAAACAUGCGGCAUUGAUUUGUAGUUGGUUAACUAAUGAUGAAGAUAAGGUUAAGGAAACAAAAAAGGCAAUCUUUCAAUAUGAGGAUUACGGUCCUUGUUUUGCUUCUGAUCUAGCUUUGGUGGGAAAUUAUAAAGGACAUUGGGAGGGUCAUUGUUUAAAGAAAAAUUACGAGAAUAGAAUUUCUCCUGGCAAUUACGUUUUUUACGCUAGCGAUUACGAAGUUUUUCAAAUUGUCAGAAAAUUUCUUUAG